Alnus glutinosa is the source of this 1641-nucleotide messenger RNA. Its product is annotated as U-box domain-containing protein 8. Gene Ontology annotation, cellular component: cytoplasm; nucleus. NCBI's taxonomy places the organism in Eukaryota, Viridiplantae, Streptophyta, Magnoliopsida, Fagales, Betulaceae. Gene Ontology annotation, biological process: protein ubiquitination. The record is from RefSeq and is a predicted model, not a curated record. Bases 136 to 1236 code for a protein of 366 amino acids. Gene Ontology annotation, molecular function: ubiquitin-protein transferase activity; protein binding. The transcript is spliced from 2 exons.
GAGAAGGUUCCCCACAAUUGCUGUCACUAAAAACCUCACAAAACCCCUUCCCAAAGUGACACCAAGAGAGCGGAGAGAGAGAGAGAGAGAGAGACUUCAGAAACACACAAACACAAACCGGAGAGGAGGAGCGAAAUGACGACUCAAUUCCCGGACGAUUUCAAGUGCCCGAUUUCGCUCGAAAUAAUGUCCGACCCGGUUAUCCUCUCAUCGGGGCACACCUUCGACCGGUCCUCAAUCCAACGGUGGCUAGACGCCGGACACCGUUCCUGCCCAAUUACCAAACUACCCCUCCCCGACAAUCCCGCCCUCAUCCCCAACCACGCCCUCCGUAGCCUCAUUUCCAAUUACACCCUCCUCUCUCCUCCCAAACCACGGCCCUGCCCCGAGCCCCAAACCCUAGUCUCCGCCCUCACCGCCACGGCAUCCUCUCUCGACUCCAAGCUCAACGCGCUCGACCAGCUCGCCCGGCUCUCCAAGCGCGACUCGGCGUUUCGCCGAAAAAUCACCGAGUCGGGGGCUGUAUCGGCUGUUCUCGGCUGUGUCGGCUCCGAAGACCCGGUUCUCCAGCAGAAAUCGCUCUCUCUGCUGCUCAACCUCAGCCUCGACGACGACAACAAGGUGGGUCUCGUCGCGGAGGGCGCGAUCGCCAGAGUCGUCGCCGCUCUGCAGGCUGGCUCGGCGGAUUCGCGCGCGGUAGCGGCGACGAUUUUGACGAGUUUGGCGGUGAUGGAGGUCAACAAGGCGACGAUCGGGGCGUACCCACAUGCGAUUCGGGUCUUGGUUUCGCUUCUUCGGGACGGGAAAGGCCGAGAGAAGAAGGAGGCGGCGACGGCGCUCUACGCGCUCUGCUCGUUUCCCGAUAAUCGGCGGCGAGCGGUUCAGUGUGGGGCGGUGCCGAUUCUGGUGAGAAUCGCCGAUUCGGGGCUAGAGAGGGCGGUGGAGGUGUUGGGUCUUCUGGCGAAGAGCAAGGAAGGGAGAGAGGCGAUGGAGAGGUUCAAUGGGUGUGUGAAGGUUUUGGUGAGAGUGGUGAGGAGUGGGAGCUCCAGAGGGGUUGAGUAUGCUUUGCUGACAUUGAAUUCGCUGUGUUGUUAUAGCGAAGACAUGUGCGUGGCGACGAGGAGAGAAGGGGCUUUGGAUUUAUGUAUGGGGCUGGUGGAGGAUGAGAAUGAGAAGAUUAGGCGAAACGCUUGGGGUUUGGUUCAGGUUCUGCGUGGGAGUCAAUCCAUCCGGUGAUCUUGUGAAUUGGAAAAGAUUCGAUUUUUUGUGAUCGCUUUUGGAGGGGAGGCAAGCUGUUGUCUUCAUUUUGUGAAAAAAUGAGAUAUGAUAGUGUGAGGAAAGAACAACACUAGUUUGGCCGUUCAAAUGUUCUGAAAUACUAUUCUUUUAGGUAUUUUGCUUGCUUCCCGUUGAAAAGCCGCCAUUGCCAGAGCUCGUGCCACACAGUCUGCUGUAUGUUCUUAAAAACCUUCUAUGUUUUAGUCCUCUCAAGUUAUUCCUCUGAUAUAUCUUGUAUAGGAUUUGGACAAAAUAGCAAGGCUUUGGGAGCCAUGUUGGCUCAAAAACAGGGGGCAGUAAUUGUAUAUAAGAUUGUGUUUUGACAUUCUUGUGGUCAUUGAAUUUUGUCUCUGCUGUUGACUA